Molecule: messenger RNA, 432 nt
Organism: Syzygium oleosum
Lineage: Eukaryota; Viridiplantae; Streptophyta; Magnoliopsida; Myrtales; Myrtaceae
Exons: 2
Coding region: 1-432 (143 amino acids)
Source: RefSeq, a predicted model, not a curated record
AUGACUAGUCUGGAUACUAGUCUCGUCCAGUCCGGGCAACAGUCAGCACCUGCAGCACUUGAACCUCCCGUGGCUGAGCCUUAUUCGGAGCCAGAGGAGUCACAGGCAGGGUAUGAUCCUAUGGAUGUGGAUCUCAAGGUAAUACCAGAGAAGGAACCAGAAGAAGAAGACCCUGAGGAAGAACCUGAAGAGGCGCCGGAAGAAGAACUCGAAGAUGAGCCCGAAGAAGACCCAGAGAUGGAACCAGAGGACGAGCUAGAGGACGAGCCGGAAGAGGAGCCUGAUGAGGAAGAACGGGUUGAGGUUCCGGUGGAGUCGGGUGACGAGGACAAUCCGAUCGAGAUCGAGGCAGAUUCCGAGUCCUCAGAUGAUCAGGCAGCUCAGAGAUAUUCGGACUCGGGUCCCGAGGAGUUCGUGAGGCAUCACCAGUGA